Messenger RNA from Nerophis lumbriciformis (worm pipefish), 1389 nucleotides. It is a transcript of the gene cadm1a, whose product is annotated as cell adhesion molecule 1a. Gene Ontology annotation, biological process: homophilic cell-cell adhesion; cell recognition; detection of stimulus. Gene Ontology annotation, molecular function: signaling receptor binding. The record is from RefSeq and is a predicted model, not a curated record. NCBI's taxonomy places the organism in Eukaryota, Metazoa, Chordata, Actinopteri, Syngnathiformes, Syngnathidae. Gene Ontology annotation, cellular component: synapse; plasma membrane; neuron projection.
CACAGUAGGUGCCAUCAUACUGAAGCAGGUGUCCAACAUGGCGAACGCAGGCUGCAGCUCUCUGGCGACUAUUCUCUUUUUAUUCGUCUUUCCGGCGGCUCUUCGACAAGGAGCUGCACAGAUUCCAGUGGUGAGCCAGAACCUGGUGACGGACAACGUGUCGGUGGUGGAGGGCGAGAUGGCCAUCAUCAGCUGCCGGGUGAAGGACAACGACGACUCGGUCAUCCAGCUGCUCAACCCCAACAGACAGACCAUCUACUUCAGAGACAUGAGGCCUCUAAAAGACGCCCGCUUCCAGCUGGUCAACUUCUCCGACAACGAGCUGCGGGUGUCCCUGUCCAACGUGUCGCUGUCGGACGAGGGCCGCUACGUGUGUCAGCUGUACACUGACCCCCCACAGGAGGCCUACGCUGACAUCACCGUGCUGGUUCCUCCAGGCAACCCCAUCAUCGAUGCCCGCGAUGAGAUUCUGAGCGAGGGCAACGAGACGGAGAUGACCUGCAGCGCCAUGAGCAGUAAGCCUGCCGCAACCAUCAGAUGGAUGAAGGGCGAUAAGGAGCUGCCAGGAAAGCCUAAGGUGGAGCUCACGUACGACAGGAUGUACACGGUGACCAGCCGGCUCACGUUCACCGUCAACAAGGAGGACGACGGCGUACCCGUGGUUUGCAUCGUGGACCACCCUGCGGUCAAGGACUUCCAAGCACAGAAGUACCUGGAAGUGCAGUACAAACCCGAGGUUAAGAUCAUGGUGGAGUUUCCUCAGGGUCUGACGAGGGAAGGAGAGAACCUGGAACUAUCGUGUCAAGCCAAAGGCAAACCUCAGCCACAGAGAGUCAAGUGGGUGAAAGUGGACGACGACGUGCCGUCCCACGCCGUCAUCACCGGCGCCGACCUUUACAUCGAGAACCUCAACAAGUCCUACAACGGAACCUACCGCUGCGUGGCGGCCAACUCGCUGGGGGAGUCUUUCGACGAGUACAUCCUCUACGUCUACGAUGCUCCCACCACUACCCCUACACCCACCACAGCCACCACCACCUCCAUCACCACCUCCUCCUCCUCCUCCCACCACCCUGCAGCCAGCCAAGAUUCUCGAGCCGGAGAAGGAGCCCCCAGAACGGUGGACCACGCAGUGAUCGGAGGAGUCGUAGCCGUGGUGGUCUUCGCCAUGCUGUGUCUACUCAUUGUCUUGGGACGCUACUUUGCAAGGCACAAAGGUACCUACUUCACGCACGAAGCCAAAGGGGCGGACGACGCCGCCGACGCCGACACGGCCAUCAUCAACGCCGAGGGGGGCCACACCAACUCUGACGAGAAGAAGGAGUACUACAUCUAAUCAAAGCAGGACCCCCCCGCCCCCCCCCCCGCAUCUUUUAGUGUCCACUUUAU